UUUCCUUUCCACCCUCUCUCUCUCUCUCUCUCCUCUCUCCACACACACACACCCACACAGAACAACAACAACAAACAAUGCUUCGCACAGCUGCCUCUCGUUUGCUGGCCAACGUUACUGCCGCUCCAAAGCCUUUCUUGCCUGUGGUAAAUACACGAUCCACCCUUGCAUUCGAUCCAGUAUAACUGCAAAACCCCCCCACUGUGAUAAAUAACCGCCGGUUGUCAUCUACAAAUCUAUCUUAUAUCUAUAGCGUGCCUUCUCGUCCACCGCACCCUCCAUGAUGGCUUCGGCCGCCAGCGACUCGGAGACGCUUAAACUCACCCUUCCCGAGUCCUCGUUUGAAAUGUUCAAGGCUGACGCCCCCAGCCUCGACAUUGAAAUCAGCAAGGAAAAGCUGAUGGACAUGUACACAAAGAUGACUACCAUGCGUCGUAUGGAAAUGGCAGCCGAUGGUCUUUACAAGGCCAAGAAGAUUCGUGGUUUCUGUCACUUGUGCAAUGGCCAGGAAGCCGUGUCCGUUGGCAUGGAAGCAGCCUUGACGCUCCAGGACCACGUUAUCACUGCGUACCGUUGCCACGGUUUCACCUAUGUCCGUGGUGGCUCGAUCAAGAGCAUUUUGGCUGAAUUGAUGGGUCGUGCUGACGGUAUCUCCAAGGGCAAGGGUGGCUCUAUGCACAUGUUCUCGCCCUCCUUCUAUGGUGGUAACGGUAUCGUCGGUGCUCAGGUCCCUCUUGGUGCCGGUAUCGCCUUCACCCAAAAGUACCUCGACAUCCCCUCCGUCACUUUUGCCUUGUACGGUGAUGGUGCCUCUAACCAGGGUCAGGUCUUUGAAGCUUACAACAUGGCCAAGCUCUGGGACUUGCCCUGCGUCUUUGUUUGCGAGAACAACAAGUACGGUAUGGGUACUUCCGCCAAGCGUUCGUCUGCCUCGACCGAAUACUUUAAGCGUGGUGACUAUAUUCCUGGUAUCAAGGUCAACGGCAUGGAUGCAAUGGCUGUUUACCGUGCUGCUGAAUGGGCCAAGCAGUGGACCACCUCGGGCAAGGGUCCUCUUGUCAUGGAAUUGGAAACCUACAGAUACGGUGGUCACUCCAUGUCGGAUCCCGGCACCACCUACCGUACGCGUGAAGAAAUCCAGCACAUGCGCUCGACUUCCGACCCGAUCACCGGCAUGAAGAACUUGUUGAUUGACAACGGCGUUGCCACUGAGGCUGAUUUGAAGGCUAUCGACAAGGAGGCUCGCAAGAUUGUUGACCAGGCUUUGAAGGAGGCAGAGGCUUCGCCCGAGCCCGAGAUGAAGGAGUUCUUCACCCAAAUUUACGCCGAAGGUACCGAGCCCAAGAGCAUCCGUGGUCGUGAACCCGGUGAGAGCCACUACUAUUAAAUUUUAGAGAGUACAUAUAGUUUUAUUUCCUUUUUCCUUUCUUUUUCCUCUUUGCAUUUUUCCCCUCAAACCCCCCGUCUUUUUACGUUUCCUAUCGUCAAAUUUCGUAUAUCAAAAUAAUGUCAUUCGUAUCCCUACAACAAACAACACAUAUCUUCGCCAAAACUUCUACUACACACCACAUAAACCCUUAUUCACUUUUUCACAACUCACCCCAGAGAAAUAACCGCUAUGAGCUUUGUUGCUUUUUCAGUACUUGCUCACUUGUAAAUGUACAACUCUAUUAAAAGAUUGUUACUAGAUAAGGGUUCGCACAUCUUGUGUUUGGG
Molecule: messenger RNA, 1716 nt
Organism: Zychaea mexicana
Lineage: Eukaryota; Fungi; Mucoromycota; Mucoromycetes; Mucorales; Lichtheimiaceae
Product: Dehydrogenase, E1 component
Exons: 3
Coding region: 281-1387 (368 amino acids)
Biological process (GO): pyruvate decarboxylation to acetyl-CoA
Cellular component (GO): intracellular membrane-bounded organelle
Molecular function (GO): pyruvate dehydrogenase (acetyl-transferring) activity
Source: RefSeq, a predicted model, not a curated record